This is a messenger RNA of Pelodiscus sinensis (Chinese soft-shelled turtle), 3390 nucleotides long. RefSeq names its product CD14 molecule (gene CD14). NCBI's taxonomy places the organism in Eukaryota, Metazoa, Chordata, Testudines, Trionychidae. Gene Ontology annotation, cellular component: external side of plasma membrane; lipopolysaccharide receptor complex; membrane raft. Gene Ontology annotation, biological process: cellular response to lipopolysaccharide; toll-like receptor 4 signaling pathway; positive regulation of cytokine production. Gene Ontology annotation, molecular function: protein binding; lipopolysaccharide binding. The record is from RefSeq and is a predicted model, not a curated record.
AGUAGCACAUCAGUGCUUUUGCGCAAAAUCAAGCGGCCGGUGUAGAUAGCUGGCAAGUUUUUGCCAGGUUAGACGCAGCCAUAGGGAUAUAUAGGAUGCAGUUGUCCUCUGACACUUCUGAUACAGUAUAGUAGUGGAUACUGAGUCUGGAUACAGAUUCACAGUGGGGGUGUUAUCACUUAGCCCUGGGGUGUGCUUGUUCUACCACUGCACUAGCCUAUGUGGUGUAAAUUUUGGGACUCCCCGCAGGACCUUAGAAUCAAGCACACUCUGGGUGCACCCUCGCCAGGAGACCCUGACCCAGGCAAGGUAAUUCAGGGCGAGAUAGUUUUGGUGGGCCCUGCUCAUGGGCAGUUGACAGGGAUGCACACAUGAGCCCGCUUGUUGCCCUGUGGUAGAGUUUGCAGGGCCGGGACUUAGAAAAACUCCCUGUUUACGUGCAAGCGGAGCAGACUGGAUCUGGAGUCAGAUAAACCUAGGGCCCUGCAGUGCCAUUUGGACAGAGGGAAAGCAGGCUCUAAGGCGAUCAAAGCAAUGGUGCCAUCGCUCUGUGGGCAAUCCGAGCACAGGAAACCCAGUUCUCCCCCUUUCUGUGUCUUGGGCGGGCCCGCUGCUGGCUUCUCAGCAUUCUGGCUGGCAGGUUCCAGGCAGGAUUGUGAAAUAUCUUGAGCCAUUAGUCAGCCCCUGUGGUGUGUCUCCCAGCUGCAGUUCUGCUUCAGGAAACAAACAGGAGAGAGCUCUUGUGCAAAAGCUGAGAGGCUGUUUGGCAGGGAGCAGCGCUCUGGGGGGACGGAGGGACCCGCCAGGACAGGAGAGCUGCUCCCAAGAGACAACCACUGACAUCUGCAUCCCGGACGCCCGAAAGCUAACGGAAUCGAGUCCCUGCACCGGCGGGAGGAGCCUGCCUUUCCAACGCCGCAGGAUAUUCACCAUGCAACUCAGCCAGGCGUUUGCGGUCGUCCUGCUCAUGGGAUUGCAACUCUCUGAGGUCGCAGCCUCCUGCUCCUUCAAUCAGCCCCAGAGGCACUGCUCCUGCUCGCUUUUGGAUCAGGACAAGCUAGGAAACCUCUUCCAGUGCUUCUCUGCCUCUGUCUUGGAGCUCCGAGGAGGAAACUUGGAGCAAUUUGCAGGUUUUGCGUCCAUCUCGGUGGACGAAUCGGUGAUCGGCAUCCUGAAGAUGUUGAACGUGACCAAGAUUGUCUUCGGAGAUCUCCUCGUGCCGGAGGUUCUGGUGGCCGCUGUCAUGAAGUUCAUGCCCUACAUGCGCCUCACCGAGCUCCAGUUUGACAACUGCACUUUCCUGGGAAAAGCCAGCUGGCUCCCCAUGGACAGGGUGAUUCUGCCGGUCUCCUCCUUACGCUUCCACAAGGUGACCUCCAGCUCCCUGGCCGACAGAGGCCAAGACUUCUCCUACCUGAGCAGCUGGCUGGAGAGCCUGCGGGAUCUGACGGUGACGCAGUCGCAGGUCCCCUACAUUCCAUGCAGCAUGGGCAAGGUCUUCAGGACCUUACGCUACCUGGAUGUGUCAGAAAACCGCCUCCAGGACCAGAGCAUGGGGCCUUCGUUUUGCCCGGGGGCUUUCCCACAGCUCCAGGUAUUAAAACUCCGCCACAACAACCUGAGCUCCUUCCUCGCCACGUGUGAAACGCUGCACCAGCUGGAGGAGCUCGGCCACUUAGACCUGAGCCAGAAUGGCCUCCUGGCCGUCCCCUCCUCCUCCUGUGAGUGGCAGCCAUCCCUCCGCAUCCUCAACUUGUCCGCCACGGGCCUAGAGCACGUCCCCAGGCCUCUGCCCCCCAGCCUUGAAGUAUUAGACGUGAGUUCCAAUGAACUCCACGCCCUCGACCACGCGCUCCCCUUCCUGAAGAAGCUCUUCCUGUCCAACAACAGGCUGCGGGCCGUCCCCUCCCCCCAGAACUAUCCUGCCGUAGAAGCCCUCAGUCUGGAUGGAAACCUCAUCUCCUGCCUCCCCCGAGGCGAGCUCCGGGCGCUGAGACACCUGCAGAGCCUCUGGGCAGGUGGGAAUCUCUACAACUGCUCCUGUGCGGGGGCCUGCGAGCUCCCCGCCCUGGCGAGCAGGGGGCCCUUGGUGCCUGACUGGCCUCAGGACUACAGGUGUGCGGCUCCACCUCGGCACCGGGGCGCCCUGCUGAAGGACGCGCUGGCUGCAGAGCUGCAGUGCAGCACGGCCGGCGCGAUGGCUCCCGUCUCCGUCCUCCUGCUGAGCUGCUUGGCUGGGACCCUUUGCCUGGCACAAAUUAGGGCCUGGCUGGGUUAGCUGCUGGGCUCUGGCAUGAGGGCAGGGCCCUUCGCGCAGCAGGGCAGAGGCUGGGGAAUUGCCCUGCCUGCAGGGGCGGGGGGGCGGGCGGCGGCCUCUGCCACUCAGCCUAUUGGGCGAGGAGGGACAGGUCCUCCGGACGACAUUGCCAGAGACAUCAAGGGCAGGCGGGUCCCUCGGGGAAUCUGUGCGCUUUGCCCCGCCCCGCUGGCUGGCUGCAGACAUCUGAGGUUCCAGACAGGUUGUUGCCAUUAUUUUAAAGCCCAGGAGCGAUCAGAAACACGACUGUGCCCCACGGACAUUACAAGACUCCCCCUUCAUGCGGUCUUGCCGAUCCCUGAGCAGAGCGGCCAAGCUGGGAAGAGGAGACCAAGCUCCUCAUUCAAGCAGACUCACCUGUAGCCUCCACAAGCCACUUGCAUGCUCUGUUUCCCAGCCGCAUGGAGGAGGGCGUGGCUGGACCCCUCCUGCCCCAUUCGCUUGGUCCAGAUCCACACACAGGUUGUGUCCAGGCAUGCGUUACUAGAUUGCUUGAGGGUAAGAAGAGGGUCAAAAGCACAAGUCCUGCUGUGCCUCAGGCCUCGAUGAAAGUCGUCAGGACUUUGCUAAUAUAAAGCAAAGCUGAGCUGUGAGCAAGAGGCAGGCCCUGCUCACAGAAUCUGGCAAGAACAGGGCUGAUAGUGCAGAAACACACAGACCUCGGCGGUUCUAGGCCCAAGUCAUGUAACACAGUCCAGAAGGGUGGUACCAAAACACGUCGCUCGGGAACAUCUUAGUGCCAACACACUCCCCAUAGAGAACAGGAACUCUCGAACCUGUGUUCAGGAUAGGGUCAGGAUGACAGCAUGGUGGCUAGAAAUAUUUUGAUGAAACUAACACAUAUAAGGUUUUGAGCGGCACCUGGUACGGCGGGGGUGGCAUUCUGGUAUGUCAGAGUGAUGCGUAACUUGUCUGUAUCCAGGUACAAAGAUGGAUGUUCUUGUCCAGCCUAGGGUGUGGUGGAAAAUCCCACCUCUGAGAGCUGUGUCCAUUGUCGGGGGUAUAUAUGCCUAGUGGUUCGGUAGACAACUAUUACUGCGCUUCGUUUGAUAAUAAACCUGGCCUGCCGCCUU